Messenger RNA from Ornithorhynchus anatinus (platypus), 1564 nucleotides. It is a transcript of the gene CTSL, whose product is annotated as cathepsin L. Gene Ontology annotation, molecular function: cysteine-type endopeptidase activity. The transcript is spliced from 8 exons. Lineage: Eukaryota; Metazoa; Chordata; Mammalia; Monotremata; Ornithorhynchidae. Bases 218 to 1249 code for a protein of 343 amino acids. Gene Ontology annotation, biological process: immune response. Gene Ontology annotation, cellular component: lysosome. The record is from RefSeq and is a predicted model, not a curated record.
CCGGGGCGGCAUAAGGCGGAGUCGGGGGGCCGAGGCCCGGCCAGACGAUCGGUGGUCGCCAGCGGAGCUCCCCGGCCCGUGCAGUGCCGUGCAGGGCCGUGCAGGGCCGUGCAGUGAGGCAGCGAGGCAGCGAGGCAGCGAGGCAGCGAGGCAGCGCUGCGCCUGCUCUUCGCUUCCAGGCGUGUCCCCUCCUCCCCGGGUCCGCCGGGUCCCCAGCAUGACCUCCCUCCUCCGUCUGGUCACCCUGAGCCUGGUCGUCGCCGCGGCGCCCACCGUCCUCGGCCUCCCUCGCCUCGACUCCGCCCUGGACCGGCACUGGGAACGCUGGAAGGCCUGGCACCGGCGGGAUUACCGGGAGAAUGAAGAUGGCUGGAGAAGGGCGGUGUGGGAGAAGAACCUGAAGAUGAUCGAAAUGCACAACAGGGAGUACAGCGUGGGGAAGCGCAGCUUCAAGAUGGAAAUGAACCAUUUUGGCGACAUGACGAACGAAGAAUUUCGGCAGGUGAUGAACGGCUUUAGAUACGACAGGUCGGCCCGGAAAGUGCAGGGGUCCGUCUUCCUUGAGCCCAACUUUGUGGAAGCCCCCAAAUCUGUGGACUGGAGACAGAAAGGUUACGUGACUCCCGUGAAGAACCAGGGCCAGUGUGGUUCGUGCUGGGCGUUCAGCACGACGGGGUCCCUGGAAGGCCAGCACUUCCGGAAGACGGGCAAGCUGGUGUCUCUGAGCGAGCAGAAUCUGGUGGACUGCUCCCGGCCCCAGGGCAAUCACGGCUGCAACGGGGGCCUCAUGGACUACGCCUUCCAGUACAUCAAGGACAACGGCGGCAUCGACUCCGAGGAGUCCUACCCCUACGUGGGCAAGGACAACGACCAGUGCUCGUACAAGCCGGAGUGCGCCGCGGCCAACGACACGGGCUUCGUGGACAUCCCUCCGCACCGCGAGAAGGCCCUCAUGAAGGCCGUGGCCACCGUGGGACCCAUCUCCGUGGCCAUCGACGCCGGACACUCCUCCUUCCAGUUCUACCGCUCUGGGGUGUACUACGAGCCGGACUGCAGCAGCGAGGACCUGGACCACGGCGUGCUGGUGGUCGGCUACGGCUUGCAGGGCAAGGACCAGGACGGCAAGAAGUACUGGAUCGUCAAGAACAGCUGGGGCGAGGAGUGGGGCGACCGAGGCUACAUCCUCAUGGCCAAGGACCGGAACAACCACUGCGGCAUCGCCACGGCCGCCAGCUACCCUCUGGUAUGACCGCGCGGACGGACGGACGGAGCCGGGGCUCCCCGGCGUCCCCUCUCUCUCCUCCCCCGUCGACCCCUCUCCAAACUGACCGGGCCCCCCGAGCCGGGGCCGGGGGCCGCCCCUCCUGGACUAGCGACCGCUGCCAGGCGGCCCCGGGGGCGGAGGAGGGCGGCGGUCAUCCGGGCCCGGCUACCGCCCCCCCGGCGGGCCGCCGACGCGCCCUUUUUAAUUCCGACGGACUUGGGGAUAUUUUUUUUUUUUUUUAAAUCACAUGUACAAAGCUUUUUAAAUAAAACCUCAAGUGUGUGGGGUCGGUUCAAGGAC